UAUAUAUAUCUCUCUCUCUUUUUAUUUAUGUCUCGACAACAGCACCCAACAAAUCUAAAAGCUCUUGUUCGAAUUGGUUCCCAGAGAUUGUCGGAUUAUCAAAAAUCUGUAGAGGGAGCCUUGGCGGAUUCUUUCUGAAACCCAUCUUCUCUUCGUGAGGUGGUUCUGUAUUGAGUAUGUCGUCGCAAUCAUGCCAUGGGAAUGAGUCAAACAGUGUAAACAAGGAAGGAAAUGUUGCCCCUUCCUCUGUGAGCGAGAAUCAGUUGGUUCUGUAUGACCCCAAGGGGAAUGAAACCGAAGAAGAAGGAGCCGAACCUAACCAAUCUCAGACUUCUUCGCACAAAACACAGUGUCCUUCCAUUGGGGCUUUUACGGUCCAGUGCGCAACUUGUUUGAAAUGGAGGCUAAUGCCUUCGAUGGAGAAGUAUGAAGAGAUUAGGGAACAGAUUCUCGAAAAGCCGUUUUACUGCGAAACAGCUUGCGAGUGGAAGGCGAAUGUGACUUGUGAUGUUGCUGAAGAUAUCUCUCAAGAUGGAACCCGUGUCUGGGCUAUCGAUAGGCCUAGUAUCUCUCGCCCACCCGCUGGCUGGCAACGCCAACUCAGGAUUAGAGGUGAAGGUGGUACCAAAUUUGCUGAUGUAUAUUAUGUUACUCCUUCAGGAAAGAAGCUUCGAUCGAAUGUGGAGGUCCAAAAGUACUUGAAUGAGAACCCGGAAUACAUAACCCAAGGAGUGAAGCUUUCCCAGUUUUCGUUCCAAAUCCCGAAACCUCUGCGGGAGAACUAUGUAAGGAAGCGCCCAGCUCGGCCAAUGGAACCAAGCGACGCCCCUGUAGCUAUUGAAGCUAACCCACUGGCAUUGGUAUCCCCAGAUGCUCAGACACCAUUGCAGCCAACCGAGCCUGGACUUUGCACGCACUUGAAAAAGGCAAGAAGAUCAGAGCCAUCUAGCUAGACAAGACUCAACUAUCCCUCUUCGUUGUUCUUCGAUGUAAAUUGAGCAUAUAUUUAAUUUUUUGGGUUGGGACAUUGAAGAAAUUGAAGAGGACAUGUGGGUUUAGCUUGUUUUGUGUGUAUUAUCUAUUUCAAACUCCUUUAAUAGGCAGAAUAUUCGUCCUUUGUUACAAAGUUUCUGGAUAUCCAUGGAACUUCUUUCU
This is a messenger RNA of Brassica oleracea var. oleracea, 1155 nucleotides long. RefSeq names its product methyl-CpG-binding domain-containing protein 2-like. Bases 177 to 953 code for a protein of 258 amino acids. NCBI's taxonomy places the organism in Eukaryota, Viridiplantae, Streptophyta, Magnoliopsida, Brassicales, Brassicaceae. The record is from RefSeq and is a predicted model, not a curated record. The transcript has 5 exons. Gene Ontology annotation, molecular function: DNA binding; zinc ion binding.